UUUAUUUCUUUUUAAAAUUAGUAAAUACAGUUUUGCAAUGAAGUCACCGAUCAAUAAAUCGAAAGAUUAUUUACCAUUAGUGAAAAUCAAUAUUCCUCACGCUGCCCUUGAAUAAAAUUUAAAACGUAAUCUAAUUUACUUACACGUGAAUAGAUAGAUUUUAAUGAAUGGGUGCUAUGUGUGAAUCUCUCAAUCGCCAUUACUAUCGCUCUUUAUUGUCGUUAGCAAGAUGCUAUAACGUGUUUUAAGAAGUGUGUAAUAAGUGGAUUGAUUUCUCAAGAUAGUGGAUAUUAAUUAUUUCGUAAAUAGAACGCGGGUUUCUUUCAAUUUUGGCGGGAUAGCUGGCACGUUUCGGUAACGUUGAAUGGCGGUCUGUCAUCUGUCGUCGGUGGACUCGGAGGCCUCAAGUUGGGGCCCUGAACACCGAAACUAAGUUCAUGUCUUGCAAUCUCGUAUUAUUAAAUUAACAGUGCCUUUGUGAAAUCUAUAGUAGGGGUCGUUCGAUGUGGACGUUGGAUGAUGCGUCAGGAAUAGGCGCAUCGGCUAUGGAUGGGAGACGCGUGAGUCCACACUACGAGGCGGGAUUCGAUUCGUGUGAUCCUUUGGGAUCUGUGUUGUGGUCAGGAGGGUCGGGGCGAUCGGCGGGUCGCGUUCUGCGCCGCCGCUGUCGCAGCGAGGGCGUGGAUCGCUCGCCCUACGAGGAUGCGUCGCGGGAGCCCCUGAGAUCGGCAGACGGCAUUCAGCGGCACCGGGCGCAGCCCAACAAGAGUUUCUUUACGUUGAACAACUCGCCUGAUAGGUACAACCACGAGUGCACACUACCAAGAGCGCACAACGGUGAUUACCUCAUGGCUCACGAACAAAAUAGACACCAUGGUUACCAGCCAGGUAGAGCAAUGUUCAAUCGAACAAGCCCUAUCAGACCUUUAAUGGUGACAACAUUAUCAAAUCCUAAAUUAGAAGAACCUAGGCUGCCAAAAGUAGAAGAACUCAUAGAGAAAUUAGAUCAUGACAUGGUAGAAUACACUGUAAAACAACCUUUAAAAUCAAUACUCAAUAAUCCAUUACCAAAGUCUCCGCCACCAGUUGGUAUACUCAAGAAACCAAAGGGACGGUCAUAUCAGGAGCCCAGAAGUACUGUAGAAGGCCGCAGACGACAGAGAGCUGCUAGUGAAUCUGACAAUAUGUAUACAAACUAUACUAAUCUUGGUGCACCCAUACCUGGCUAUGAUAGCCGUCUGUCCUAUGUCUCGAACAACACCAAACGUCUCAAGGACAACUCGGGCUGUGGGUACUCGUACGGCACGGCGCUAGCAUCGCUCAGCGCGACCCCUCGCACUAAAAGCCCGCCCGUUCCAAGGAGAUGCGCUUGUAAAGACGUGGUUCCUAAAGAGGAGACCAUGCAUGUGCUGAGGACCACUGCCAUCAACAACGAGCACGAUGAUGAUGUGAACCUACAGCAGUCUCCAACCCCCACUUGCCCGGCCAUCAGCCCGGCCCUGCCGGUGAGUUCAGUGACCUCAAUGCCGGUGCCGAAGAAGGUCGUCAAGACCGGCAAGAAAAAGGUCAAGUCGAAGAAGAUCAAAGUUCCAAAAGUCGCUCAUACCGUGUGUAACCAUGGGGAAGAUGAGGCAGAUGACGCCAGUCGUUCCCCGUCCCCUGACGGUAACAUCGACGGAGUCUGGCAGAUGGAAACGGACAUCAUAGACGUACUGAAAGAUAAACCUCCGCCUAAACUCGAUUCCGUCGAAAGUUCGCCCUCCGCCAAACUUACCCCGAAGACCAACGGGGUUAGUCCGCCGAAGAAACUUCCAGAAGCGAAAGCUCCAGAAAAAAAACCGAUAAAAGAUGACAUGUUCUUCACCGCUUUGCAUACAACGAAUCCCUUCAAAUAUACUCCAAGUUGUAAAGAAUCACCUCUCUGUAUACCAGAGGUUGCCACAAACUGUCUACGCCAGUCCCUCUUCCCCCGCGUGCCGCCUUACCUCAAAUUCGUGGGUUACGACGAGGCGACAGCGCAGAAGAUCCCCGCGCCUAUACAGAAGCACCUCAAGUGGAAGCUCACUAGUAUUACUCCUAUAGUUGUCAAGAAAACACUCACUAACUCGGGCUUCCGGCUUGUUAAGAGCGAGUGUGAUACGGCUGAAUGUCCUCAAGAAGAAACGGUAGAAUGGAUCGGUAUAUGGGGCAAACACAUGAAGUCCCUUAUGUUCAGAGCGAUAAAAGACGGCCAGAAAAUGAACCACUUCCCGGGAACCUUCCAAAUCGGCCGCAAAGAUCGCUUAUGGAGAAACCUGCAGAAACUAGUUGCCAAGUUUGGCGACAAGGAAUUCGGUAUCAUGCCCAAAUCGUAUGUCCUGCCGCAUGACUUGAAGCUGUUGAAAUAUGACUGGGAAAAGUAUGCCGCUAAUAAUGAAAGGUGGAUCAUCAAACCGCCGGCAUCAGCCCGCGGCACAGGCAUCAAAGUGGUUUCCCGCUGGACGCAGAUCCCCAAAAAGCGGCCGGUGGUCGUUCAGCGCUAUGUGUCCAAACCGUACCUCAUUAACGGCAACAAGUUCGACAUGCGGUUGUAUGUGCUCGUCACGUCCGUGCACCCGCUCAGGAUAUAUCUGUUCAAGGACGGCCUCGCCAGAUUCGCGUCAGUGAAAUACAAUGACGAACUGACGUCACUCAACGAUAGGUACAUGCACCUAACCAACUACUCAAUCAACAGACUGUCCAAGAAUUACACGCCCAACGAAGAUUUCGCGGCCUGCGAGGGCCACAAAUGGACACUGCAAAGCUUGUUUCAAUACCUGAAAUCUGAGAAAAACGUGGACGUUGAUGCACUAUGGAGCUCGAUGAAGGACCUCGUUAUCAAGACUGUGAUCUCCGGCGAGGCUAGCAUAAGUUCGCUGACGAAGGCCAACAUUACCUCGCGGUAUAACUGCUACGAGCUAUUCGGGAUCGAUGUACUGCUGGAUGAGGAUCUGAAGCCGUGGCUAUUGGAGGUGAACAUCUCGCCGAGCCUGCACAGCGCGUCGCCGCUGGACACGCACGUGAAGGGCCCGCUGGUGCGCUCCGUGCUCAACAUCGCGCAGUUCCAGGUGCCGCUCAAGGUCAACCUCGAAAUGCUCGUCAGGGAGCGCCCGCACAAACUGGGUGGAUUACCUUACGACAGCAGAUUAUACACAGUGUAUUUAUCAAAAGAAGAAAGAGACAAACACAUUAUUUACACUAAUAUGGAAGAAAGAGAUUUGUACUUACGCGACAUCUUAUCAACGCUGACGCCCGACGACGUGCGACACCUCAUCCAAGCCGAGGACGAGCUCACGCAGUCCGACGACAUGGAGCGGAUAUUCCCCACAAAGAACACCCACCACUACCUCAACUACCUCAGCGGGCCGCGCUACUACAACCGCCUGUUCGACGCGUGGGAGACGCGAUACGGCACCAACCGGGAAGCGGGUGUGGUACUCCUGCGCAACCUGUGCGACAUCGGCUACCACCUGGAGGUGCCGCCCGUGCCUCUGAAGGGCAAAUCCGGAGUUAGCGUGGUGAGAAAAGUUUUUACGAUAAUCGAGCAUGUUUUUACUAUAUUUCUUAUAUCGAUCAUAUGCUUUGAUAUAAUAAGUCAGUUUGUAACUGGAUCACGACUCACGACGCAAAGCGGCAUUGUUUUUCGUUGAUUUUUCAUUUGGCGUCUGAAAGUGUGAUUUAGGUUUUAGAUAACGUGUUUUUAAAAAAAAUGUCCAUCGAGGUUGGUUAUAUCGUAUCAAAAAAAAAACAGGCGAAUUGAGAACCUCCUCCUUUUUUGAAGUCGGUUAAAAAGAAAAGGUAUAAGUUAUACAGCAGGGAACAGUAGACUUGAGUAUGUAUGCUGUUUAAUUUAAAAAUCGACACCUCUACACAUUACGCGUUCCCAAGAUAAAGGAUAUUGACUGACAUACGGACUGAUGGAUAUGUAUAUCAAAGCUUGAGAAACAAUUGAGCUACCACUCGAUAGACAUUUUUUUACAGUUUGAAAGAUUGUGCGUGCGAAAUAAUACGAGUUUUAGGUUAGUUAAAUCUUGAAAAGAGUUUCCAUGGCCUGCUGGAAAGCCCUUUGUGAAAACAAGGUUAUUGAAAUGAUGACUUGGAAUCUCUUUUUCUUAAAAUUAGGAAUAGAAGUAAAACUGCACAAUACAUACUCAGUUUCACUUCAGCAUUGUUUGGAGGGUGCUUUGACAGUUGAGCUCUAUAAAAAAAAUCCUUAAUCAGAUAACUGUCAAAUAAAAUUACCCUUCAAGCAAUAUUUUUUCAAUCAGCGUUGCGUCAAUAAAGUAGCGGAUACAUCUUGAAGAACUUUUUACACUAUCAUCAACAUUAAUUCAUUAUUUAUUUGUUUAAACUGUUUAUUGACUGGUCAUCAGGGCAAAGUGACAAGUGCGCUUAGGCGCGCCUACUUGGGUUGUAAGCACAUCGCCCACAGUAAGUGCGUAGAGAAACGUGUACAGUGGUACGCCAAGAGUGAACCCGAAAUAGAUUUUUUAUAUGUAAACGUGUCGGUGUACCCAAUAGGGAUGCUAUAGACCAAUAGAAGUAAGACGUUGACGAUAGCAGUGGAAAUGUUGGUAAGCUAGACGCCUAGUUCCGAGGGGAAACUGUAAAGACUGAGUAAAUUACAACGUAAGCAAUCACACAUAAGUUCACAACAAACAUUUAAUUGAUAAUGAAUUUUCAAACAAUAAAAAAUACGUAUAUCUAUAAAAAUGAGAAAAUAACUUUUCCAAGUAAUCAAAUCUUAUGAUUGCAAGAAACAGAACAAGGCGUUGAAUUUAUUGAAAGAUACCGACUUAGUUUAAUUAUUUUCUUGUAACAAAUUCAAAUAAGUUGAUUGAUGUAAAAUUUGUAGGUAUUUUAUAACUACAGAGAUAUUUUGUGCUUCUUGUUGUAAUUCAUGACAAGUUAAUGCAUUGAAACAUAAGUUGUGAAAAUGUGUGUGUUCGCUAUCGUUCGUUUAUGAAGUUUAAUCACGUUACUAAUUUGGAAAAAAUGUCGUAUCUUGAACUGAACUGUAAACCGAAAUUGCUGUAACUUUGUAUGACUCGCGUACACAGUUACAUCAUUCAACUUUGAAGCGCAGUAUGAGAUACGAGAUUUUUUUCAAAGUAGUGAUAUUGUUUUCUCCGUUUAUUUUACUAUGCUAGAACGUUGUAACGAGGAUUUGUUCGGUUUCCAGCUAAAUAGUAUGUUUUAUCAAAACCUUGUUCAUUUAGGUAAAUUUUGUAAAUGUUUUAGCUCAUGGGAACGUUUCAAGAAUUUUGCAGUACGUGAAUCAAAUUGGCUUCACAUAUUUAUGGAUUAACAAGUUCCACAUCGCCUGAUAUUCUAAUUAAAACAGCUUUGAACAACAAGCCCAUCGCACUUUUAAUUACAGGAUAUGUCGUAAAGUAUUAUUCAACUUGCCGCUAUUGAAGCGAUAAACGCGAUCUUACUAUAUAUUAUUGCUUGCCACAAAGUCUUUAGAACAAGUUGGCAAUUAUAUGAAGCUCAUCAAGUCGUUUGAUUCGCUUACUCGCUACUCGAUGACGUUCGGUUGAAACAACUUAGACCAAACGCAUACUUGCGAGAUAUAUAGACCAACCUUUAAACUCUUGAAGCUUAAUGUAUAGCUGUACGUUGUUCGAUUAUAAAUGUAUUUGCUUUAUCUUAGACCCCUGUGUCAAUACUUCAACAAAACUUCAAGAUUAUAUUGGUAGUUGUUAAUCGAAAAUAGAUAAAGAAAUAGUUUUUAAUGUAUCUUUGACGAUAAAUACCAUAUGAUACCGUACUUGGUUACGCAUGGACCGAAUGAAUGUUAUACAGAAUUUUAUAUAUACAUAGAUAUUGGUAUAAUAAUUGCCUAAUUUGGUGCCUUAACCUUUUAUUAAACUUUACCCAUGUUACAGUAUUUAGGUAGGUGAAAUUAUUAUAUAGUAUGUGUAGAUUUAUAUGUAAAACUGUAUGUUGGAUUUAGUAAGCUAAAGCUGUAUGUUGGUUUUAGGUAGAUUUUAAGAUAAGACGCAACGUGUUAUUUUACCAGGUAAAACCAAAUUGAUUAUUAUGAAUAGAUUUUCAUAGCAAUUUAUCUAGUCGCUAGAAAUAGAAAAACAGAUUGUAUUAAUAAUCCGUAUCGGUAAUACUCUAAUAUUGUUACAUCAUUAUAAACAUUGGAAAUAAUUAUAGGUGAACAUACCAUUACAUUAGAUGACUAUUGUUUAGUAAAUUUAUUAUUUUAUUAUCUUUGUGAUUAAGAUAUUAUGUAUGUACUUAACAUUUAUUUAUGCUAUAUUCUAUGCUUUCGCUAUUUACUCAUUAUAAGCACUAACAUUCAUUACCUUUUUUGCAUGGGUUUGGAUAUGUUUUGUAGUUGAAAACGUUAAGAAAUUCAACUUCAAAAUACCUAAUUCAUUUCUUUGUUAUAUGGCACUUUCCACACCAUUAUCUUUUUUACGUCUAAUUUAAGGGUGUUUGUGUUUAAUGCACCAAUUGCAACAUCCAAGAAUCUGAUACACUGUCGCCAUGUUGUUGUUAAUAUUUUGGUAUACCUAUAUUAGGUGUAUCUAAACAGAGCAGUAGCAAUAUUUUUUUGCAUGAUAGUAUUUGCAACGAAGCGCUUCAACUUACGUAUUCAGUGCUUUAUACUCAACUAAAGACAUAUAUAUAACUCCGUAUAGACAGAUAAAGUCUAAGAAAAAAACGUACCUCAUUACCACACAGAAAAAGGUACGGUGGCCUAGAUGGCAUUACACCUUUGGGGUACGCUCA
Leguminivora glycinivorella is the source of this 6768-nucleotide messenger RNA. RefSeq names its product tubulin monoglutamylase TTLL4-like. The transcript is spliced from 17 exons. The record is from RefSeq and is a predicted model, not a curated record. Gene Ontology annotation, cellular component: cilium. Gene Ontology annotation, molecular function: tubulin-glutamic acid ligase activity; tubulin binding. NCBI's taxonomy places the organism in Eukaryota, Metazoa, Arthropoda, Insecta, Lepidoptera, Tortricidae. Gene Ontology annotation, biological process: microtubule cytoskeleton organization; protein polyglutamylation. Bases 504 to 3668 code for a protein of 1054 amino acids.